ACAAUCGAGUCUGCUUACUGAUCUCAGCCAGUCAUCUUCAGACUGUCAGGUAAAGCAGAACUUGCUCUAGCCAAACGCAACUUUCUUUUAGUGUCAAAUUGCAGAGAUCUUUGUCAUACUCUAUAUUAUUUUUUUGAUGAUCCACUUUCCCGAAGCAGUUUUUAACUUUGUUUUGUCAGUGGAUUCAGAUUUGUUAGCUAGUAACCACUGAGACCUCUAAUGUUGGCUCUUUGUCUGGUUAAAGAUGGGAGAAGAGGAAAAAAUGCAGAUAAAGAAAGAUAUCUGUUGGCAAUCUUUGUUCUAUGCUGAGGUAUAUCACAUUUCUCUUUGUACAGAAUCUUUUCUUUCAGAUAUUGUACUCUACAAUGAGUUCUAAUGAAUAACAUACCUCCAUAACUUUAUCUAAAAAAGCAGAUUUAAGAAAGUCUUUGGCAGUGAUAUAUUACGAGUGAUACUUAAACUAGACUAAAAAGUUGUAAUUUGUUACUUGAACAAGAAAGUAGGUCAGAUGUCAGCACCUUAGUCUAAUUAAUUCAACACAUAUGCAUAACUCAACACCACCGCCUUUGAAAUUUAGAAAUGCCUCUGUUGCAGCCUGUGCAGGACAUGGGUGUUUCAUCAUUUCUUCCCCACAUUGCUCAUUUCAUUACUUUUUUUUUAAAAAAAUUUUUUUUUUAAUAAACACUGGGUGCUCACUCACUAGCCUUGAUUGCUUUGGCCUUGGCGUUUUUAUACACCAUUGAGCAAGUUUCUUCUACUGAGGCCUCAUUGAUAAUCUUGAGAUAAAACUUCUGGCACGCAAACAUGAAUUAUUUUUAUUUUUAGAUGAUUAUUUUUUAAUUGCUCUCUUAAUUUGCCAGCACAUUGACGUUAUCAGUGUUUUUGGAAGAUAUGUUAACAAACUAAUGCAAAGGCUUGACAAUGAAAAUAUCACAGAGGAGUUUAAUUUUCAGAUAGGCUGCACUGUUGAAAUGUACGGGUGUUUGUGGCUUCCUGACUUAGAGGAAACGGCUUUAACCUUAAUGGUUUUGCUUAGCUCUAAAUAGAGGAAGUAGGUAAGAAUGUCAAACAAGCUAGUAGUAUUUCAAUCAUGCCUAUAUUGCUUUGCUGCUUUAAUGUCUGCCAAGUAGGAAAGGGUCAGGUGAGCAUAUUUGAAUACCCGACCAGCAGUUCAGGCCCGAUUCUGAAAUUGUUGUGACAGCAUACACCCUUCUUCAAGUGUAACAGCCACAUUAACUUACUUGCCCACAGUUUCCAAAUCUUUGGUAAAUGUUUUAAAGAGGUUUUUAUAUAGUUUUAAAUAUGCAAUAAAAAUAAGUUUCUAGAGUAAAGUUUGUGCAACUACAAUUGACUGAAAAUGGGUUUUACAUCAAUGAUUAAAAACUGGACAUUCACAUAGAUGCUGAAAUGUUAUCCACUCUUGCUUGAUUGUAUUGCAUUGCAUAACAGAGCGGAAUACUUUCCAAAUAACAGGGCAGGUAACUGCAGUUGCAUUCAUGUUCUUUGUUUCUUCACGUUUGCCCUACUAAAAGGUCAUGCUGAAAAGAAAUCAUUACAGCACAGAAAUGGCUGAUGCUGUUAGAGAAGCCAGCAUAUUAUACUGUUGGUACAGUUGGGUGAUUUCCUUACUUUUAACAGAAAAUGUAAACUUUUGUUAUUUGGUUUGUUUUUUUCCUCUGUGGUUAGAUUCACUGACUGAAGGGGGAGAUUGAUAAUGCACCACUUUCUAGAAGGGCUAGUGUUUUCACUUCACAAGAAUUUCACCUUCACUGUCAUACACAUGGCUGUUAAUUAUUGGCUGAUCUUUUUCCUUGUCGGAUUUCGAGUUUGAUGCUUUUGAUCUGUGGAUUUGUUUCAUUUCACAUCAGAGGGGUGUGUGUGUGUGUGUGUGUGUGUGUGUGUGUGUGUGUACGAGAAAGAGGAGGGACUGUGUGUGCUCUUGCCUGUAUUUGUUUUGUUCUGGGGGUGUGGUUGGGUUUGACGUCACAUGCUACGGAGUGUCACACCAUUCUCAUAUAGAAACAGCUUCCUCUUUGCUAGCACAUUCAUACAGCAAGUGAGCAACAGGGUGGUUUUUUUGUUUUCUUUUUUCCCCUGUAGAAGGAUGUGGUAAAGAGGCCUUAUGUACAACAACUUAACUGGAACUACAUGCAUAAUGUCAAGAGGAUUUUAAAGAUUUUUCUGGGAGGGGGGAGUCUUAAUAUUUGUUUAGUUCUUGGUUACCUUUUCUGCCUUGAGGCCUGUACGCAGGCUUUUUAGAAAAAAGAAACUUUUUUUUUUAAAUUAUUCAUUGUGUUCAUUUAUUAGGAUAGGAAAUGCCUACUGUCAGUAGGUAUAUGACUUUUCGUUCAUCAAAGCGAUUUAAAUUUACCAGCUACCCAGUAGAGAGCAGCAGUGGUGGGCUGCCAGCCAAAGUAAGGAAAAGCAGGAGCACCUUAAGCAAUGGCAGCAUCAAAAAGGUGGACGCGAGGAAAGCUUUGAGUUUAGAGGCGGCCCAGCUCGAGAUCCAGCAACAGCACAAAACCCUGACCAGACAAGCACCUGUCAGGGCGCAAACUUUUGACGUCGACAGCAAAGACUCUAAGAAGACCGAGGGCACCGGCUCACAAAGUAGUUUUAAAAAGCACAACAAAACAUUUCACAAGUUGUUUCCAGACAUUCCUGAGAGUGAAGACUUGAUUCAUGCAUACAUCUGCGCCCUGCAGAAGGAGGUGCCCUACCAUGGUCGGCUAUACAUCACUGACACGCAUGCUUGUUUCUUUUCCUCUGUUUUGCUUAAGGAUACUAAGGUAGUGGUUCCAGUUUCCUGCAUUAAAAGAGUGAAAAAGCAGAAUACAGCUUUGCUGGUACCCAACGCCUUGUCAAUUCGCACCACAGAGGGAGAUAAGUACCUCUUUGUGGCUCUGAGGAAUAGAGAGUCGUGUUUUCAGCUGCUGCGUUCAGUCUGUCCUCAGCUAGAGGAUGUCAGUGCAAACAGUAGCCCUCUCUUCUCCUCAGCUGAAAACAGCUUUGAUAAGAACAAACUUGUGAACUCCAGCCAGUCCAGUCUGGACGAUAGCUUCGACCAAUUCAAUGGCUCCAAGUCUCAGACUUUACAAGAGGACCGCCCUCUGCAUAGACUGCAUACAGAGGCAGUGCCUAAUGUAAAUGGUUCCUCUCUGAAGAGCCUACAUAUGCAGCAGAGUGAAAGUUCAUCUACAGAAGAGCUGUCUGUGUCAGGUGGAUCAUGGGUGUGGAAUGUGACUGAAAAAGCCAAGUCCUUGGUGGUUCAGAGAGAGGCCAGCAACCUCAACACUCUGCUCUUCAUUUACUUGAUUUUGGUGGUGCUGCUGCUGCUGUCUUCGGGCUACAUCGGUUUACGUAUCGUGGCCCUGGAGGAACAGCUGACGUCCCUGGGCGCUCUGCCUGAAUUCAACUUGCAGAGCAGGUACCAACAAGACACAUAACAAUCAGCAACUUAAGGAGAGAUUGGUUGACUCAUGAUCGGAAGAUAAUUUCUGCCUCUUCCCAGCAGAACCAGCCAGGGAACUUUAACGUACUCAGACUUUGGUCUCGAUGUGGCCUGCACAAAAGAAGAGUGGCCAACAUGUGCAAUUUCAGACACAACUUGUUGACUUGAAGGGCUAUAUUUCCUCCAAGUGCAGUAAACACAGCAAAACAAAAGGACAUGCUGCGACCCAGUCACAUAGAGCCGAGCCAAAAACAUGUACACGCACUGCCUGGUUGCAGUGUCUGUUUGAACCAAAGCCAAACGACUCUUAGUGAGGUGCCACAUUAGUCAAGUCGAUAGGCACGCUUCUGGCAGCAACUGUUCCACAUCUGUGAAUUUACGUUGUCCUCUUCUUUCUGAGCAUGCAUUCUUGAACAGGGCUUAAAGCAUUAGCCUGCUGUAGUGCCGAUGAUUGCACCUCACCUCUCUCGACGUAGUGCUAUGCAUAGCCAAAGAUGCACACGUCUUUUGCAUGAGUGAUGAUGGAAUGAUGUUUUUGUCUGUUAUUUAGCCCUCAAUCAGCAGUGGUGUCUAAACGCCUUUUAAAUCCAGUCACUUUCGGGUACUUCUCUUCAAAUGGUUCUUAUAUUCCGAAUCCGCGGUGGGUUGAAAUGAUGAUGGCUAAGAUCCAAACUUCAGAUCAGCCCGCAGAGGCUCGAUACUUUCCUGAUGGUCUUGUCCUUUCUCUCUCUCUCUCUUUCUCUCUCUGUCCAAGCAGAAAUGAUUGCAGUAUUACUUGAGUUUGGCAGGAUUUAAACCUGUUUAAUGAUCAUUGCUCAGAAGUGAUUUUUUUUUUUUUCCCUCCCAGUCUCUACUGGAUGAAUGCAUCAACAAUGCACAAAAUACACAAGAAUAUUAGGAAGCUGUAUUAGGUAAAGAAAUGUUUUUGAGUACAGCUUUUCGCUGACUUUGGUCUUCAAGAGUAGCAAUCAAACCUGUCUUUUUGAUGUCAACUGCAAACCUCUCUCUAUGACAGGCCUGUUGGGGACCAAGGUGGCAUUUCUUCAGGUUAUUUAAAGUAGCACCAAUAACAUAUUUCUAAUGUAGGUGUCUGGGGAAAAACAGGCACUUGACUGAUUCUGUGUACUCUUUGUCACCUGAAGAGGAUUUUUUUUUUUUUUCUUCUUCUUAAAUAACCACACUUGCUGCAAGGUCCGAGAUUAUCAUAAGUAAAACAAGUGGUCCCAAAAAGAAAUUUCAAUAUGCAACGAAUUGUUUUGCAUGACAAAAUGUAAUUUCUGUGAGCAGUUUGUUUGUUUUGUCUUUUAAAUGGAACUUGAUGUUCGUGGGUUCGUGGAAAUUGAGUGAAAGAAUCGUCUCGAGGGAGCAAGCGCACUUUAAAAACUUGUGGUGUGCCUGUCACAAUCCAAGACGCUGUUUGGAUUGAGAAGAAAUGGCAAAAGUGGUGUUCUGUGGUAACUAAAGGUGCUUAGACCUUAUUUUAAACAACAAAAAAGAUUUCACUCAGGGGUGGUGGGGCACUACCCACCAUGUGGUUUUAGGUUGUCAACUUUUCCGCUCAUUUCAAAGUCUUGUUCUCAUGGUGGGGUUCACAUUCUAUCCUCUGUGGUUCCUCCAGUGUUCCUUAAAGGAAGAACACUGUUUCAUUGAGUUUGCUCAACUUUACCAAUUGAUAAAACUGUUUGCUUUCUGGCUGUUGGUUUUUUGUUUGUUUGUUUCCCCCCCCCCUUUUUUUGUACGACCUGUUUAAACUAACAAUGCAUAUCCAUCUCAGUGAUUUAGCAUCACCUUUAUGGAAGCUCUCAGGAGAGUCCUUUUGUGAUGUUCAGUUAAGGUUACUCUCAUAAUGCCACAUACAGUACUGUCAGUUCUUACACCCCCCCCCCACCUGGGGGCAGCACACACACGCAAGUACUGUCCUCAAAAAGACUCCUUUAAUUCAGCGAGGAGGGUAGUAGUUGUGAGGUUUUGCACUAUUACAAGUGUUGUAAAUAAUUUUGUAUCAUUUGUUAACGCCCUUAAUUCUAUUAUUGUCCCAUAUUUAUUUGCAUUCUGUGUAAUUCAAAGUAGUCUCUGUGAGAUGACUUUGCUAUUGUUCAAAAUAAAUCAAAUGUUUCAGUAAA
Haplochromis burtoni (Burton's mouthbrooder) is the source of this 5574-nucleotide messenger RNA. RefSeq names its product GRAM domain-containing protein 2B. Bases 2316 to 3446 code for a protein of 376 amino acids. The record is from RefSeq and is a predicted model, not a curated record. The transcript has 13 exons. Lineage: Eukaryota; Metazoa; Chordata; Actinopteri; Cichliformes; Cichlidae.